Molecule: messenger RNA, 2163 nt
Organism: Aspergillus clavatus NRRL 1
Lineage: Eukaryota; Fungi; Ascomycota; Eurotiomycetes; Eurotiales; Aspergillaceae
Product: putative C6 finger domain protein
Exons: 5
Coding region: 1-2163 (720 amino acids)
Biological process (GO): positive regulation of transcription by RNA polymerase II
Cellular component (GO): nucleus
Molecular function (GO): zinc ion binding; DNA-binding transcription factor activity, RNA polymerase II-specific; transcription cis-regulatory region binding
Source: RefSeq, a predicted model, not a curated record
AUGCCUGGGGUUCCAUCCAACAAGGCGUGCGAGCGAUGUAAAAAGCGACAUCUCAAGUGUGAUGAAACGCGCCCGAGCUGCCAGCGCUGCACCAAUGCUGGCGUGGAGUGCCCAGGAUAUGUCCAGACUCGCAAGUUUAUAGAUCAAGGCGCCUCGGUCCGGCGUCGGUAUGCUCCAUAUAGCGAAACUCAUCCUAAACCGCAUGCCUCCAAACCCAAAGAAACUGUGGCUAGCGACCAUGCCAAGAGCUCAGAAGGCAAUGUUACACCGGUCCCGGUUGACCCUGGUCUGAUGACCCGUGUAGAUUCUGGCUCGUCCAUGAGCAUGGCUUGGGGUUCACCUGACGUGAGCCAGCUAGCGGUUCGCUCCACGCCCACGGAGCUGGCCCCGACUAUGAGAGAUACGCCGGUGCAAUUAGACGGCAUGGCCGAUAUGAUGAAUCGGUUUGGCGUACAGCCAGUCUCUGCUGAGAUCGCAGGCUCUGACCAACACAGUGCGUCGAGUCGAAGCAACGCACCGAGCUCAUUAUCGCCUAGCAAUGCUCCCGCGGGAGGUUUUGCCAUUCCUAAUCAUAUUGCAACCCAGCUGAAGAAGAAGCCCUCCAAUGCGACAUUGGCUUCUUCGACCAGUCCCUCACAACGUAGCGAGCAAGAGGAGUUUCAGGAUAUUUUCUCGGAGCUGAUGACGGGCACCGAGCAUGAGAUCGCCUUCCUCACGAGGCACUUUUCAACGACGCUCGGACCUUGGCUGGACAUCUCGGAUGCGGGAAAGUUCUUUUCAGCAUACGUCCCCGUGCGCGCCAUUGACGACCCUUGUCUGAAAUAUGCAAUUGCCGCCUUGGCGGCCAAGCACCUGGGUCGAGUCAAGGGAGCGAUCUCUCCAACUGGCGGGGCCCUGUUUACCAGUCCACCGACCAUGGAAGUCUAUCCGAAUGCUUCUCAAGUGGACUGGUUCUUGAAGGCCGCAAACUACUAUUACAUGGCUUCUUCCCACAUCAACACCAUGAUUGCCGAUCCGUUCGCAACGGUUUCCACCACCGCUAUACUAGAAUCCCCCAUUGAAAACGUCAGUCGUUGGUUGACUCAACAACUAAAGCAAACCGGAUUCGGGCCACCGACAGAGCAGCCGGUGGUAGGUACCUUCUGGAGAAAAGUGGAAGAUUUACUAGCCGCGUCAACCAUCCUCACCACCUACAAGCUCCUCGACGAAGCAGGAGAUAAGUGGCAAUCACAUCUCCAAGGCGCCAAAACGGCGUUUGAUGCCUUGCUCCAAAUAUGCAGCAACUAUGCCGAGGUUCCUCAGUUUUCCCAUGGGGCGGCGGCAUCCUUUUUCAUGCUCGCUCGCUUUGACUAUCUCGGAGCAUACUUUCCUCGAACCUCAACAUACUUUGACCAGGACAAUCUCACAUUAUGGCGCGCCGCUGGUCUCCCGAUCGACGAGCAGGGCAACCUCCAACUGGAAAGCGGGGUAUCAUCUCGUAAUCCCAUGAUGCUCCAACGGGAAGAUCUAGCUGCAAAUAGUCUCAUAUGGCUCCUCAACAAGGUUCUCAACUUUCUCGCGGAUACGAAACGAUCCCAGGUGGAACAGUGGGUGGGACAGCCACCGUCCGCUGCACCAUCCCCCACCGUCGCUUCUCCGCGAUCGCAGCCGACCACCACGACUUGGCUGAGGCUCUGCUUCGAGUUCCAGACAUGGGUCGAGAAGAUGCCCGAGACCUUUCGCCCCUGCCUGCGCCUCGAUCGUCCCAAGGACAUCUCCAAGCUCCCCGAGAUCAGCCAGAUGCCAUUCCCCGAGAUCUUCUACGGCAUGACUUCGUGCGCCGCGGCGAUGCAGCAAUACCAUUUCGGUCGACUUGCGCUCCUCCUCAAUCGCCCACCGGACGUGAUCAGCGCCCCCAGCACGGCUUUUGACCGGCUACAGGGAUACCGCGAGCUAACCAAGGAAGUCGACUACCGCUGCAAGGAGAUUUGCGGCAUCGCGCUCGGCCGGCCGCAAGGCGGUGUCCGGAUCUAUAUGACUCCCUUGCUCUUUGCCGUGGGCCAGUGUUUCGAGAACCCCGAAGAGCGCCAAAUCAUCACCGAUCUCUUACGCGGUGUGGAAGCGGAUCUGGGUUGGGCGACGGGCUACCAGAUCCAGAAGCUGCAGACCGUCUGGGAACAAUAA